AUGGACUCAAAUUACGUGACCAUCACCACUGCUGCUGUGGAGCAGGCACUGGAGGAAGUCCCAGAAUGGACUCAGUGGCAGACAGAAACCAGAUACAGGAGCUGGAUUCUGGAACUGGAUUUAGGAACACAGGCACAGAAAUCAUGGAUCGAAAGAGCAUUUUACAAGAGAGAAUGUGUCCAUAUCAUACCCAGCACCAAAGACCCCCAUAGGUGUUGCUGUGGUCGUCUGAUAGGUCAACACGUUGGACUGACUCCAAGCAUCUCCGUUGUUCAGAAUGAGAAAAAUGAAAGCAGGCUUACUCGCAAUGACAUCCAGCUGGAGAAGUGGUCCAUCAGCAAGCACACGCAGCUCAGCCCGACGGAUGCUUUUGGAACCAUUGAGUUCCAAGGAGGAGGCCACUCCAAUAAAGCCAUGUAUGUACGGGUGUCUUUUGACACAAAGCCUGACCUUCUUCUGCACCUGAUGACCAAAGAGUGGCAGCUUGAGCUCCCUAAACUUCUCAUCUCUGUGCAUGGGGGCCUUCAGAAUUUUGAACUUCAGCCAAAACUCAAACAAGUCUUUGGAAAAGGCCUCAUUAAGGCUGCUAUGACAACUGGAGCAUGGAUAUUCACUGGAGGAGUAAACACAGGAGUCAUUCGGCAUGUUGGAGAUGCACUGAAAGAUCAUGCCUCAAAAUCUCGAGGGAAGAUCUGCACAAUUGGUAUAGCUCCCUGGGGGAUCGUGGAAAAUCAAGAGGAUCUGAUUGGCAAAGAUGUGGUUCGACCAUACCAGACAAUGUCCAAUCCCAUGAGUAAGUUGACAGUGCUCAACAGCAUGCAUUCUCAUUUUAUUUUGGCUGACAAUGGCACUACUGGUAAAUAUGGAGCAGAGGUGAAACUUCGCAGACAGCUGGAAAAGCACAUUUCACUUCAGAAGAUAAAUACAA
Molecule: messenger RNA, 928 nt
Organism: Merops nubicus (carmine bee-eater)
Lineage: Eukaryota; Metazoa; Chordata; Aves; Coraciiformes; Meropidae
Product: transient receptor potential cation channel subfamily M member 3-like
Exons: 6
Biological process (GO): monoatomic cation transmembrane transport
Molecular function (GO): monoatomic cation channel activity
Source: RefSeq, a predicted model, not a curated record